Molecule: messenger RNA, 570 nt
Organism: Aureobasidium melanogenum CBS 110374
Lineage: Eukaryota; Fungi; Ascomycota; Dothideomycetes; Dothideales; Saccotheciaceae
Product: DUF1742-domain-containing protein
Exons: 1
Coding region: 1-570 (189 amino acids)
Biological process (GO): vacuolar transport
Cellular component (GO): endosome
Source: RefSeq, a predicted model, not a curated record
AUGGAGAACAUCUGGUACCACCGCAGAGUCGCCGACACGGCCGCAAAGGGCUGCAUGAUCUGCUACAAACCCUCGGCCAGCGUCCUCAUCACUCCAGACAGCAAGGACUUCUUCUACAUCUGCCCUUCACAUCUCAAGGAUCGCAAUUUCGCCAUUCCUACCGACGAUGAAGCAAAAGCUAUUGCCGACAGAAAGAAGAAGGAGGAACUGGAUCGCGAGAUCGAAGCUGUCAAGAAAGAGUACGAUGAGAAGAUGAAGAAGAAGCAGCAGAAAAAGGACAAGGCCAACGACAAGGACAAGGAUAAAAAAGACAAGGACAAGGACAAAGAAAAGGAUGACAAGGAUGAGAAAGAGAGGGACGACAAGAUCAAGGCUCUGACAGACAAGGCCGAGGGCUCCUCGUCCACAUCCAAGCCAGGCGUCGACGAUGGACCUCGAGUCUUUCAGCUGCAGAAACACUUCUACAACAUGCGACUCGAGAAGAGGCGCAAUGCCGAAGCUGCAAAGCGCAACCAAGAGCGCCUACGCAAUCCCUCUCUGUUCCCCUCGGUCCCCACUGGCAAUCCUUGA